AAAACAUUCUCCACCUGUCGUCUCUGCGGGGAGUCCUCCGCUUCCACUCGCAUUCCCUGAGCCACCUCCUCCUCCUCUCCUCCUCUUCCACAUUAGCUAUCGUCGAGGAAGGGGUAGGAUUAGGGUUGGUUUCAAUCAUCUCCCACUCUAUCUCAAUUUCUCUCUCUCCUCCUCUCGUCCUCCCCUUCCUCCCCAUUCCGUCACCAUGGCAACCGAACCCGUCUCCAUCUCCAUGCCCCUCUUGAGAGUCAACCAAAUUUGUCGACAAAGCCUAACAUCGUCGAUCUGGGAGACGGAGGAGAAGGUGCCCGCAAUGCCGGAAGGGGAAGCCGUGGCCGGAGGCAGAGGAGGAGAAGGGAAGAUGGCGAUGGAGAGAGAGCACGACCAGGAGGACUUGACCCGGGAGAUGCUGGAGAUCAUCGAUUCGGUCCGGUCGUUCGGCGACUUCCGGCAGACGCAGCGGAAGGAGUGCUUCAACCUCGUCCGCCGGCUCCAGCUGGUGACUCCCCUGCUCGAGGAGACUAAGGAGCUCGAGACCCCGAUUUCUGAUGCGGCGUAUGAGAAGCUGUGCGACCUUGCGAAGGCAUUCGCCGAUGCCAAGAAGCUGUUGAGAUGCUGUUAUGAUGGGAGCAAGAUCUAUCUGGCACUAGAAAGUGGGGUAGUGGCGGGCAGAUUUCACGUCGUCUAUGAAAAGUUGAAUCGUGCAUUGGCUGGGAUGCCGUACCAUGAGCUCGGUAUUACAUAUGAAGUGAAAGAGCAAGUCGAGCUAAUGAACAUGCAACUUCAAAGGGCUAAGAGGAGAACAGAUACUCAAGACAUGGAGCUGGCUAUGGAUCUGAUGGUCGUACUCUCUGGCGAGGAGGAUCGGGAUGUAGAUAGGGCAAUAUUAGAAAGGCUGGCUAGUAGAUUACAGCUACAAACUCUCCCAGACAUAAGAGCAGAAACAAUGGCUGUAAAAAAGCUUAUCAAAAAAAGAAGUGGGCAAUAUGCUGAAAGUACUCAGCAGAUCAUAGACCUAUUAAACAGAUUAAAACAAAUUGCCGGUAUUGAAGACAGUAAUGGGCUAAGUGAAGUUGCCUUGCCUAAAUAUUUGGAGAAAUGUCCAUCUUUGAUGAUUCCUAAUGAUUUCCUUUGUCCAAUAUCUCUAGAGAUCAUGAUGGAUCCUGUCAUUGUUGCAACAGGGCAGACAUUUGAAAGACGAAAUAUACAGAAGUGGUUGGAUGCUGGCCAUCGAACCUGCCCAAAGACUAGGCAAACUUUGGCCCACCUUUCGCUGGCGCCUAACUAUGCCCUUAGAAACUUGAUUUUGCAGUGGUGUGAGAAGAACAAAGUUGAAUUACUAAAGCAAGAGGCGGAUCUUGACUCUGAGCCUGCGGAUCAUGAAGAAGAAAUAUCCUCACUAGUCCAGGAUCUUUCUUCCAUACAUCUUGAUAAGCAGCGAAGGGCAGUUAAGAAGAUUCGCAUGCUUUCCAAAGAGAGCCCUGAUCACAGAAUUGCAAUUGCUCAGAAUGGAGGCGUCCCUGCCCUAGUCAGUCUUCUGACCUAUCCUGAUUCUAAACUCCAAGAGAACACUGUGACUGCGUUGUUGAACUUAUCAAUAGAUGAAGAGAACAAACGGCUUGUAGCUAAAGAAGGAGCCAUUCCUGCUAUUAUCGAGAUUUUGAAGACAGGCACUGUGGCAGCUAAAGAGAACUCAGCAGCAGCUUUGUUCAGCCUAUCUAUGCUUGAUGAUAUCAAGCUGAUGAUUGGGAAUUUGGAUGGUAUACCUCCAUUGGUAGAUUUAUUGCAAAAUGGGACAAUUAGAGGCAAAAAGGAUGCUGCUACUGCACUCUUCAAUUUGAUUCUAAACAAUAAGAACAAAGCCAGAGCUGUAGAUGCAGGCAUCAUAGCACCUCUACUUCAAGUACUGGGUGAUAAGAACCUGGGUAUGGUUGAUGAAGCUCUCUCGAUUCUCUUUCUUCUAACAUUACACCCUGGUGGGCGCAAUGCAAUAGGACAGCAAUCAUUCAUUCAAACCCUUGUAGAAUUCAUCAAGGAAGGGACUUCCAAAAACAAGGAAUAUGCGCUCUCUGUUCUUCUAGAACUGGGAUCACAUAACCCAUUGCUCUUAUCGGCUGCACUCCAGUUUGGUGUUUGGAAUCACUUGGCUGAGGUGGUAAAUAGUGGAACUGACCGAGCUCAAAGGAAAGCAAGGGCCCUAAUGAGCAAGUGUGAACAAGUACAAUGAAGCUUGGGAAGUCUCAUUGUCUGGUCACCUUUCUUUUUCCUUCACAUGUGAAAGCAGCAAAAUGGAUGUAUUUCUCGUGUUAUCGAAUGCUUUGCUUUCAGCUUAUAAUUUGAUAUUUUGAAGACGCUUACUUCCAAUUCAGUGUCAUAUAUUUUCAAGUUAUACUUGCUGCAGUUCUCUCGAA
Phoenix dactylifera (date palm) is the source of this 2411-nucleotide messenger RNA. RefSeq names its product U-box domain-containing protein 15-like. Gene Ontology annotation, biological process: protein ubiquitination; cell surface receptor signaling pathway. Lineage: Eukaryota; Viridiplantae; Streptophyta; Magnoliopsida; Arecales; Arecaceae. Gene Ontology annotation, molecular function: protein binding; ubiquitin-protein transferase activity. The record is from RefSeq and is a predicted model, not a curated record.